CUUCUUCUUUCCCCACCUUCUUCGUCCUUUUUUAACAGCCUCCUUUGAUUCCCAAAUUUAUACCUCCUUCCCUUGAGGUCUUACAGAUUCGGUUUCUGUUCUUUUCGUAAGCUCUUAAUUUGAUUUGUUUCGGUGUUUUGUCUUACAUUUUCUAGGCAAAUAUUGGUCUAGAAAUCUUUACAACUUUUCUACUGUCUCGUCUCUGAUUCAAGAGUUGGCAAUGGAAAACAACAGUGAUUCAACUCCGCUAAUCCCCAUCCCCAUCGAACCUGCCGCUGAGGUCAUGCCAGAGAAUAGCGUGGAGAAUAGCGUGGACUUGGAUGACAACAUGCCAGAGAAUAGCGUGGAGAAUAGCGUGGACUUGGAUAACAUCUCUUUUGAUAAUGACGAUAGCCAAACUGCAAGUGAUACUUCCGUUUUGGAAUCAGAGCACGAUGCGCUCAUUUCUGAUGGCGAGAGUAGUGCCGCCAAAGGUGAGUCAUUUGGCAGCGGUUUGACAAGGUUGCUUCAAGGAGAUAACGUGCAUGACCAAAUCAAGAGGACAUUCCUUCAUGGAUUGCGUUUUCUUGAAGCGCUACCUGAAGUGGUUUCCAUUGACAGGAACUCUUUUCCUGGUCCGAUUGGGCAAGCCAAGCUGCAGGCGUUUGAGAUGUUUGUGAAAGCCACCGAGGAGAGGCGUGGCGGGGAUGCAAAUGUCACGUACGCUUGGUUUCCUGCUACAGGAGACGAGAUACGCCGCAUUUUACAAGAUGGUUUUGGUCAAGACAAUAUCACCAAUGGGCUGUGUGGUUGUGGUGUUUAUCUCUCACCAGAUGAGUCUCCCACAGAAAGUUUUAAAAGAAGCGUUGCCGAUAAAUAUGGGAUACACCAUUUGCUGCGGUGCCGGGUUAUACUGGGGAACUUAGAGAUUGUGCCCCCUGAUUCCAGGCAAUCUCAUCCAUUUUCUGACCAGUUUGAUUCUGGUUUAGCCGUUACCGGGCCUACUACCAGGAGGUAUGUAGUCUGGAGUACUUACAUGAACACUCAUAUCUUGCCGGAGUAUGUUGUCAGCUUCAGGCCUCCUCCUUGCUUGAAAGGGUUCAUGAUGACCCCGACUUCACCAUGGAUAUCUUUUCCAGCUCUUCUGUCUUUGCUUUCCAAGUGCGUACCCGCUCGGGAUAUGCUUUUGAUCUCCAUGUAUUAUAGAGAUCAUAGGGCGAAUAAAAUGUCGAGAAGUGAGAUGAUUAGACAGAUAAGAAAGAUAACAGGAGAUGAAUUGUUGAUUGCGAUGAUCAAAGCUUUCAGAGGCAAGCAAUUUGCAUCAGGGCAGCAUGCCGCAGUCGGCCGUGCGAAACAGGGUCAGGGAGGGAUGUGACGCCGUCGGAAUGGACGCAGCUCAAAUGAAUAAAGAGAACGAGGAAUCCAAGUUUUAAGCCCCUCUUAGGAAUCUGUUGUUCUACAGACCUCUGUUCUUCUGCAGCUUUGAUAAAUGGGGAAAUUAGAUUUUAAGUCUCUCAUUUGGAGAGUUUUGUUCAAAUAAAAGAAAUUUUUAAAAGUUUUUAUUCCAUCGAGUCAAUGUAGUUGGAACUAGU
Messenger RNA from Tripterygium wilfordii, 1571 nucleotides. RefSeq names its product probable inactive poly [ADP-ribose] polymerase SRO5. NCBI's taxonomy places the organism in Eukaryota, Viridiplantae, Streptophyta, Magnoliopsida, Celastrales, Celastraceae. The record is from RefSeq and is a predicted model, not a curated record. The transcript has 5 exons. Gene Ontology annotation, molecular function: NAD+ poly-ADP-ribosyltransferase activity. The coding region runs from base 221 to 1354 and encodes 377 amino acids.